Molecule: messenger RNA, 567 nt
Organism: Scomber japonicus (chub mackerel)
Lineage: Eukaryota; Metazoa; Chordata; Actinopteri; Scombriformes; Scombridae
Product: guanine nucleotide-binding protein G(I)/G(S)/G(O) subunit gamma-5
Exons: 3
Coding region: 104-310 (68 amino acids)
Biological process (GO): G protein-coupled receptor signaling pathway
Cellular component (GO): heterotrimeric G-protein complex
Molecular function (GO): G-protein beta-subunit binding
Source: RefSeq, a predicted model, not a curated record
ACCGGAAACUCCGCGCAGAAGUAGUUACCUACUAGAUAGUUAGUUGUGAAAGUGUCAAACCCAUUGCUAUUAAGACUAAAGUCUCUCAAAAUCAAUCACAACAAUGUCGGGAUCAUCCAACAUAGUAGCUAUGAAGAAAAUCGUCCAACAGUUGCGACUUGAGGCGGGCAUAAACAGAGUGAAGGUGUCGCAGGCCGCGGCGGACCUGCAGCAGUUCUGCCUCCAGAACGCCCAGCAGGACCCUCUGCUCACCGGCAUGUCGUCCAGCAACAACCCGUUCAGACCGCAGAAAGUCUGCUCCUUCCUAUAGCGCCGAUAAAACAGCUUGCCUCUGUUUUGGACAAUGCAGUGCCUUGUGGACCUGCACCAUGGACUGGAAUCGACUCAGGAGCGUUAGGGAAUUUGGGGACCUGCAACUAACUUAACUGUUUUUUUAUUUUCACCCUUGUAAAGUUUCAUGAGGAAACAGUUCCAGGUGCAUAUGUGGCACAAAAAUGUCUUAACUGACUUUCUUAGGAGUAACCAACGAUAUCACACACACGUGCCUUUAUGAACUGUACAUUUUUC